Messenger RNA from Penicillium chermesinum, 855 nucleotides. Its product is annotated as 3,4-dihydroxy-2-butanone-4-phosphate synthase RIB3. NCBI's taxonomy places the organism in Eukaryota, Fungi, Ascomycota, Eurotiomycetes, Eurotiales, Aspergillaceae. The transcript is spliced from 4 exons. Gene Ontology annotation, molecular function: 3,4-dihydroxy-2-butanone-4-phosphate synthase activity. Gene Ontology annotation, cellular component: cytosol; mitochondrial intermembrane space. Gene Ontology annotation, biological process: riboflavin biosynthetic process; aerobic respiration. The record is from RefSeq and is a predicted model, not a curated record. Bases 1 to 855 code for a protein of 284 amino acids.
AUGAUCGCUGCUAAAAGCACCGGGGCAUUGCUCUUGAUGGGCGGCACCCGCGCAAGCUCCUCAGGAUUCCUCCCUCUCAAAGUUCUUAAUACUGCAAUUGCGCAUCGAGGGGCAUUGAUCUCGCCGCCACCACAUCUCUCUCCGCACAAUGCCAUCCCCGCAAACCCAGUCCACGAAUUUGACUCGAUCGAGGAUACCAUUGCUGCAUUCAAGAAUGGCGAAUUCAUCAUUGUCCUUGAUUCGUAUGACCGCGAGAACGAAGGCGACCUCAUAAUCGCCGCCGAGUCAGUUACGGCUGCUCAAAUGGCCUUUCUAGUGCGCCAUUCAAGCGGUUUAAUAUGCGCGCCCAUCACCCCAGAUCUAGCUACUCGCCUUGCCCUCCCCCAGAUGGUAACCGAAAACGCCGACCCAAAAGGCACUGCCUACACCGUCUCAAUCGAUUCGGCCGACGAGUCUGUAACAACCGGAAUCUCCGCACAAGACCGCGCCCUCGCUUGCCGCACCCUCGCCUCUCCAGAUGCUAAAGUCGAGUCCUUCCGCCGCCCCGGCCAUGUCAUCCCCCUGCGCGCGCGCCCUGGUGGGGUGCGCGAACGUCAGGGUCACACCGAAGCUGCAGUUGAGUUCUGCCGGCUCGCUGGCAAACCCCCGGUGGGCGUGAUCGCGGAAUUAGUUGAGCCUGGCGAAGUUGUGGAGGGUAUCCCUGAGAUUCGAGGAAAUAAUGACAUGAUGCGCCGAGAUAGCUGUCUCGCUUUUGGCAAACGAUGGGGCAUUAAAGUCUGCACCAUUGAGGACUUGGUUGAUUACGUGCAUAAGAUUGAGGGAACUACCCCAUCUGCGACGAAUGGACACCAUUAA